AUGUUACGUGGACGCGGCUCGCGCGGUGGACGCACCGCCGGUUCUUCUUCCUCGGUACAUCCACCUCCUCCGUCAUAUGCUUCGGCACCGGUUACAGUUCCUCCAUCUGUUGCAGCACCGAUUGUUCCUCCAUCUAUUGCAGCGUCCGUUGCUUCCUCGAGUUCGGCUCCAAAUCUCCCGUCGCCGGCGACGGUUUCCAUCGAGACACUAUCGGCUGAAGUUAAACAGAAGGCUACUCUACAGUCUGCUCCAUCGUCUCAGAAGGCGAUUAGGUUUCCUAACCGACCUGAUUACGGUCGAUUGGGAAGGAAGAUUCAAGUUCAUGCUAAUCAUUUUCAGUUGCAAGUGGCUGAUAGGGAUCUACACCACUAUGAUGUAUCUAUUUCGCCAGAGAUUACUUCAAAAAAAGUGUGCAGAGAUAUUAUCAACCAGCUAGUUAAAAUGUAUCGGGAAUCCCAGUUGGACAACCGCAUACCUGCUUACGAUGGGAGAAAGAGCUUAUUUACUGUCGGACCGUUACCUUUUACUUCCAAGGUUUUUGUGGUUGUCUUGACUGACGACAAUAGAGGAUCCUCUUCUGAUUCUGAUAGGAAAAAGCGUGAGCGGGAGUUUAAGGUUACUAUAAAGUUUGCUUCCAAGACGGAUCUCUGCAACCUUACUCAGUUUCUCCGUCGCAUGCAGCUGGACUGUCCUUACGAAACCAUUCAAGCUCUUGAUGUUGCUUUGAGGGCAACUCCAUCUGAGAAUUAUAUUGUUGCUGGGAGGUCUUUUUUCUCUCCGAGUUUGGGGCAACCGGGUCCUCUUGGUGGUGGGACGGAGUAUUACAGGGGCUUUUAUCAAAGCAUCAGGCCGACCCAAAUUGGGCUUACUCUUAACAUAGAUGUAUCUUCAAGAGCUUUUUAUGAACCGAUACUUGUCACGGACUUUGUUUCCAAACAUUUUAAAUUGAAUUUUUCAAGGCCACUGUCUGAUCAAGAUCGUGUCAAGAUCAAGAAAGCUUUGAGAGGUGUUAAGGUGAAACUAUCUCAUAGUGGGAAAAUAAGGAGUUGUAAAGUGACCGGUGUCUCAAGAGAGCCACUCAGAGACCUAACGUUCAUGCUUGAAGAUAAUGUGACCAGAAAAAAAGUUAUUGAUUAUUUUUAUGAGAAAUACAUCAUUGCGUUGAAUCUGCCCUAA
Messenger RNA from Lathyrus oleraceus (garden pea), 1176 nucleotides. RefSeq names its product protein argonaute 5. Lineage: Eukaryota; Viridiplantae; Streptophyta; Magnoliopsida; Fabales; Fabaceae. The transcript is spliced from 8 exons. Gene Ontology annotation, molecular function: protein binding; RNA binding. Bases 1 to 1176 code for a protein of 391 amino acids. The record is from RefSeq and is a predicted model, not a curated record.